Molecule: messenger RNA, 823 nt
Organism: Eruca vesicaria subsp. sativa (arugula)
Lineage: Eukaryota; Viridiplantae; Streptophyta; Magnoliopsida; Brassicales; Brassicaceae
Source: the annotation of a GenBank genome assembly
CGCCUCUAACAGAUCUAAUCGCUAAAGUGAGUCUCGUCUCUUCUGCCCAAAAACGAAACCAGAAAAUGGCUGAGGCAUCACCUGCUUUGAGGAAGCCAGUGUUCACCAAGGUCAGUGAGCUGAGACCAGGAACCAAUGGUUUCACACUUAACGUGAAAGUUAUCAGCACGAAGAUGGUGAUGCAGAGAGGAGGUGGAGGUCGUCCCACUGGUCCUCAGGCUCGUCAGAUGCGUAUUGCUGAAUGUCUUGUUGGUGAUGAGACUGGUAUCAUUAUCUUUACCGCAAGAAACGAUCAAGUGGAUUUGAUGAAAGAAGGAAAGAUAGUGACUCUGCGUAAUGCAAAGAUUGACAUGUACAAGGGAUCUAUGAGGCUUGCUGUUGAUAGAUGGGGCCGUGUUGAAGUCGCUGAGGAUUCCACAGACAUUACUGUCAAGGAAGAUAACAAUCUUUCGCUCAUUGAGUAUGAGCUUGUGAGCGUCGAAGCUUAAUUUGGUUCUCAGCCUUUCCACCAAAAGAAAAGCAGUAAAGACCCAUUCUCUAGUUGGAGAAGUAGUAACCUCUCUCUCUCUCUCUCUCUGCUUUGAGUUUUUGCUUAUCCGAUGUACCAUUCUCGUUUUCAUAAUCAGCUUUAUGGUUUUCUUUAUGUUUUUUUUGUAGAUUGAAUCUUUCUUUGUAAGUCAUGGGAUCAUUUUCUUGUUUAGUUUUCGUUUCUUUGUGGUUUCCUUGGACACGCUAAAGCAAAAGAAAACUUACACAAUAGUUGUCACCAAGAAGAAUACAAAAGCAAGAAUCAGUUUUAAUUUAAACUUCACUCUUUUGAACG